Molecule: messenger RNA, 1332 nt
Organism: Williopsis jadinii
Lineage: Eukaryota; Fungi; Ascomycota; Saccharomycetes; Phaffomycetales; Wickerhamomycetaceae
Exons: 3
Coding region: 1-1332 (443 amino acids)
Cellular component (GO): membrane
Molecular function (GO): sucrose:proton symporter activity
Source: RefSeq, a predicted model, not a curated record
AUGUCUAAUCCAGAACAUAGCCCUUUUGAACCGAUCAAACCUCCUGCUGCAUCAAGGGCUUACAUUGUUGAUAACGUUGCUACCUAUCAGCAACAGAUAGCCAAUGCUAUGGCUGCUAUAAUGAUAGGUGGAUUCAACAUUAUCGGCUAUUUCAUGGGGUCUAUAAAUCUUGUUAGAUUCUUCUCGUUUCUUGGAAACACCCAGUUCAAAGUCCUAGCAUCAAUUGCAAGCAUUGUUCUGAUUUUGGUGACAACUGUCUCCCUAUGGUACAUUGAUGAGAGGAACCCGCAAACCGAUGUCGUUAUACGUGCUGAAAGAAAGAGGAAUGUGAAGAGACUCAAAGAGCUGGGUAUAGACAAUCCAACAACCAUUGGAGGUCUCAUAGUAUCGCUGUAUAAGCAAACCAGCCACAGUGUUACAAGACUCUCGUCACAGGUUUGGCUUGUGUGUAUGGCCGAAUUCUUUGCUUGGAUAGGAUAUUUUCCAAUGCUGUUCUAUACCACAACGUAUGUUGGUGAUCUCUACAAGUACGAAUUCUUCCAAGCUCGACUCCCUUCUCUUCCACCGCUGACACAAGAAGAAUUGCAAAGCUUACAAGAGGCUGCAACAAGAAGAGGGGCAAUGGCUCUCUUGAUGCACUCGAUUACUUCUUUUGGACUAGAUCUGCUCCUUCCCUUGUUAGUGAAACCCUUCAUCAAAGAGAGUCUCGCGACACAUGAAGCAUCAGUAUUAACCUCCUCAAGAGCUGAGCAGUACAUCUCAAAAUUCAGAGAUAAAUACUUCCCCUGGUUUACUGUGAAGAAUUCUUGGAUUCUAUCGCAUGUGCUAUUCAUUGUCUGUAUGUUUGCAACAUUUUUUAUACGGUCUUCUACAUCAGCGAUUGUUCUCUUUGCAUUUUUGGGACUUACAUGGGGCAAUGCUCUCUGGGCGCCCUUCGUCCUUAUAUCAGAGGAGGUUUCCCGGAUUAAAGAAGUCAAAUCACGGAUCCAUAAGCAGUACAACGAGGAUAGCACCGGCCACGAUGGAACACUGACUGUUAAUCCAGUGGUUGCUGAGAGGUUUCAGAAUUAUGAGCAUGAAGCUGGAAUCAUCCUUGGAAUCCACAACUUCUUCGUAGCAGCACCCCAGGUUAUCAGCUCACUGUUUAGCAGCUUUUUGUUCCAUCUGCUAUCCAAGGACACUCAGGACGGUGCAGUUUAUGACUCUAGCUUGGGAUGGGUGUUUAGAUUCGGUGGUGUAGCAACAUUUGGUGCACUGUGGUUUUCGCUGAAGUUAAAGACUGAUAGAGAGCUUGUGGCAGAGGAAGAGGAAGUAUUCACAUCGUCUGUUUAG